Molecule: messenger RNA, 4178 nt
Organism: Micropterus dolomieu (smallmouth bass)
Lineage: Eukaryota; Metazoa; Chordata; Actinopteri; Centrarchiformes; Centrarchidae
Gene: jam3b
Product: junctional adhesion molecule 3b
Exons: 9
Coding region: 142-1050 (302 amino acids)
Biological process (GO): cell adhesion; angiogenesis
Molecular function (GO): protein heterodimerization activity; protein homodimerization activity
Source: RefSeq, a predicted model, not a curated record
CCUCCCCUCUCUCUCUCCCUCUCUCUCUCUCUCUCCCUCUCUCUGCCUAGGUCUCUCUCCCUCUCUCCGUCCACACCAAAGCGCUUUAAGCUACUUUGCGCAUGCACGCCCAGUCAAACCUAGCAUUGCAUCGACUCCAAGAUGGCGAAAACACGUCUGGCUUACCUCCUGACUCUCCUCUCAACUCACUGCUACUUCAACACACUAGCAGUGGUCCUGAAAACAAGUAACGAAUCACCGUGGACUGAUGAGUUUGACAAAAUUGAGUUAUCAUGCAUAAUUGAGUCCAUUACUACAACCAAUCCCAGAAUUGAAUGGAAGAAGAUAACAAGCGAGGGACCAAGUUAUGUGUACUUUGACAAGAAGAUCUCAGGUGACCUGGAGAACAGAGCGAUGAUCAGAGAACCUGCCACAUUACUGAUAACCAACGCCACAAGAUCGGACACAGCGAAAUACCGUUGCGAGGUCACUGCCGCUGAUGACCACAAGUCAUUUGAUGAGAUUGUGAUUGACCUUGUUGUAAGAGUAAAGCCGGUGGUGCCAAAAUGCAGUGUCCCAAAAUCAGUGCCUUUUGGGAAGUCAGCUGAGCUGAGCUGUGUGGAGGAGGAGGGCUUCCCCAAGUCUCAGUACCAGUGGUUCAAGAACAGGGAGGAGAUCCCCAACGACCCUAAGACCAGCCUCAAGUUCUUCAACUCCACAUACACGCUCAACGCAGAAACAGGAACUCUGAAAUUCAGCGCAGUCAGAAAAGAAGAUGCAGGCGAGUACUUCUGCAGAGCGAAGAACGAUGCAGGACACUCCGAGUGUCCAGCCCAGCAGAUGGAAGUCUAUGAUAUUGACGUUGUUGGGAUUGUACUGGGAGUGCUGGUGGUGGUCGCAGUGCUGUUGUGUAUAACAGUGGGGAUCUGCUGUGCGUACAAGCGAGGCUUCUUCUCCAGCCAAAAACAGACGGGAAACAAUUACAAAGUUCCAGCUAAAGGAGAUGGGGUGGAUUACGUCAGGACGGAGGACGAGGGGGAUUUCCGACACAAGUCGUCAUUUGUGAUCUGAAAUGGGAGAGGAUGAUGAGGGGCAUUUUGCUGAGCGAAAGACGUGACACGCGGGACUGCUCUCCACGCUGUCUGACCACAGAGCUGCCCCAGUUCAUGCUCUGAGCUCGGCUGAAACCCAACCACUCAAGUUUGCCAAAGGUGACAAGAUUCCACAGGACAACAAUAUCUAAAACUAUUACACAUGUAGGGACUGUGUCAUUCAUUUGUCAACGUUUAUCACCACCAACUGAAUUCUUUUGCUAAAUUAGGGAGUUUUUACUUUACAGUCGUUGCAUGGUUUUAAACACCUGUCGAGGCGGAGAAAGCGGAAACAUUUCUUUGCCCUGCCAGGUAGAAACGGCGGAGUCUCUUUCCUCCACCGCCAGCCGAUCAUGACAUCUUUCUACUGUAAAACAUUUAGCUUCAAGCCUUUUGUCAUUUGUAUAACAUUUCUUUUCUACUGUUGAAAUUUGUCGGACUAUUUUUGAUGGAAUAUAUUUUAAAAUGCCUAUAGAUAAAGGUUUACUUUUUUAAAUAUUUGUAAAAUACUAACAUGUGUUUUGUUUUUUUUUUAUUUGGUUGUGGAUAAAAAAAUAUGGAACACUUUAACCACUUUGCAUCAAGCUGUAAGCUUUUACACCUUUGCAAUCGGAAGAAAGAAAGACAAAUGAAAAAUGACUUGUAUUAGCAUAUCAAGAUGUGGUUCUUGAUCAGCGGUCUUACAUAUUUAAUUUCUCCGCUGGGAAUGCCCAGUUUCUGUUGUGAGAGACUUCCAUGUUGAUUUUUGUAGAUAGUCUUUGUAUAGAGGCUUUGAAGAGUGCCAGUCAAAUGCUGUGAAACACUGUACACAAUCAGUGCCGCAUUUUCUUGAUUUUUAAGUGUCCUUCUUUGCUUGCUGUUAAUCUUGUAUAUAUUGAAUUUGCUGUCCAGGAUAGAGUUUUGCUGUCGUACGUAUGUUCAGUGUUACACUAUAAUAAUACUAGUAUAAUACUUAUUAGACAGGGUUUGUAAGUUAACCUUCCAGACCAAACAAAACUCCAUGAUAAGUUGUAAUACUGUAGUACUGUAAAACUAGACAUGGUGUAAAAGUCUCUAUUCAGAAUUUGGAAUAGAAAGAUCUGUCUGUUACUGUGAGUGACAGCUCAAACCUGUUAUCAGGACUUUGUUAUUUUAACUACUGAGUCACUUAUUUUUAAGCUACAAUUACAAAAGGUAUCAACAACACUGGUGAAAAUGACCCAGCUGUAUAGUACACACACAGAGUACUGCAGUCAGAUCGACCAGAGUAAUCACAAUAUACAAUCUCUGACACGAAUCCUGGUCCAAUCUGUUUACAGACCUGUUUUUGCUAAUACGUGUGCUGAUUAGUACAGUAGACCUUAUCUAACAUUUCUAACCUUUAGUUGUGACUAAAUGUUUUAGAUGGAAAGAAAAUCAUGUUCGGUUCGACUGAAGCUCAUAUUGUACUCAUUCCUCUCAGCUGAAGGCACACAGAUCUGAUUCUACACCCGAGUGUUACAGUAACAUACAGCUGGGGUCUGGAGGGUUAACAGCUGUACUGAUUGUAUAUAGAUAUUUCUUUUUUCCUCUCUCUCUCUCUCUCUCUCUCUCUCUCUCAAGAAUAUGUAAAGUGGUGAAAAAUGUAAACAUUUCCUAUUUGAGGCGACAUGAAACUCUUUCCAUUUGUAAGACAGAGAAAAGGUAACAUUUUGUCACGUCAUUCAUAACACAUGAACAACAGCUUCCUAACAGCAGAAACAGCAAAUUCAGUCAUGAUUCAAUCCGUGUGUCAGUCUUAAAAACGCUGACCAGAAAAAAACAAUCAAGCAAACGCCUGAUAUACACUUUUAUGCUGCUCACAUGAAUCUCUUAUUCAGCUGUUAUGAAUGUUUUUUAAUCGGCAAGCCUGGUAAAAUGUUACCUGAAUAUCAGUCAUGGUAGAGACGAUCUGCCCACCAUUUGCACAUAGGAAGUUGUCAACACUGCUCAGUCUUUUUCCAAGUUAACAUGUUGCAUUAAGGAACCAAGAGAAAACAUUUCUAAGUGUGCUUAAGUUCACAAAUGACUCCUGUUACAGGAAUAUCGUGUGGUGAGAUACAAGUCACGCAGCUCACACAGAUGCACACAUUUCCCCUGCUCAUUUGUACAAAUUUCAUUCCUCUUAAGUGCCUUCUGCCUUUAAAGUAGUCCAGUUUCUCUACAGCCAUGCUCUCUCCCACUUUCUAUGAUACUCAAUGGUCGGAGGCUUUGUGUUUUGCAUUCAUUUAACCACAAGCACGGCGUUUGAGAGGAAUGAUAUCACCGCAAAUUUCCCCCUUCUCCUUCUUUACAUGCGUAUCUGCAAAUUUGUAAAUAGCAUUUUUCAUAGAUAUGAAGGUGUAGACACGUUGAAGUAGAAUAGAAAUAUAUUAGUGCCUAAAUAUAGUGGGAAUUAUUUUUGGUAAAGACACAUAGCACUAUUAGGCAAAAGAAAAAGAUGGAUACCCAAAGCAGGGACAUUUUAUAACACGUUCAAAAAGACCCAUUCUCCUGGUUAACUGAGGUCUGUUUUCAUUCAUAACACUGACAGCCGGGGGAAUUUGACCCACAACUGCUUUCAGAAAUGAACCCAAUGCUCAAACCAAGAGUUGACUCAGUAUUCAUGAAGGUGUCAUGCAGCUGUAAUGGAGCUGACAUUGUUCAGGCAGUAGGAACCGUUUUGUUUUUUGUUUUUUUUUUUAAAUUGGAGUUCAUGCAAAGCGUCAGCCUCAGACAACAAACAGGAAUUCAUAUACAGCAGCUAUACGUAGGCUUACAGCUAGCCCACAGGCAGUCCUGAACGUGUCUGUAGUCUGGUUAGAUGUAAGGCAGCGCUGAUAGAGAUUAUAUUUACUUCACAGUGAGCAAUGGUUUCCACGGUGUGUUCAGCAUUAGGGGAGAAAGUUAAACCAAGCUCACCACUGUGUUUCAACUCAAGGAUGGCAGCGCUCCACUGAUCCAGCACUGUAAAACUGUUACUGACUGAGGACUGGUACAUCAUGUAAGGAAACAUGAUUUUCUGAACCAAACUCACAUACAGUAGAAUGUCCAUUUGGGGCCUGCUGGGGUUGUUUCUGUUCAUUUUAGAACCACUCUAUUUGUGAUUAAUAAAACUCACUUCUAAUAUUA